This is a messenger RNA of Galendromus occidentalis (western predatory mite), 4314 nucleotides long. RefSeq names its product RNA-dependent RNA polymerase 2. The transcript has 12 exons. Gene Ontology annotation, cellular component: nuclear RNA-directed RNA polymerase complex. The record is from RefSeq and is a predicted model, not a curated record. Gene Ontology annotation, biological process: siRNA processing. Gene Ontology annotation, molecular function: RNA-directed RNA polymerase activity. NCBI's taxonomy places the organism in Eukaryota, Metazoa, Arthropoda, Arachnida, Mesostigmata, Phytoseiidae. The coding region runs from base 1 to 4314 and encodes 1437 amino acids.
AUGACGGUGGAAAACAGUACCAUAGCGAGAAGUUCGAGACUUGAAAACCCGGUACUGGAGCUUACCGUUCAAGUUUUCGACGACCCGGAGCAGAGCAAGGCCGACGUCGAGAAAUUCCUCAGUGAUACACGGAGGCACGUGGCAGCGAGAUACGAUUUCAAACACAUAAGUGUGAAGCCUUCGCCGAAAUAUUACGAAGAAACUUCUCAUUUGCUCAAAUACGAAAUCUGCUUCCGUCGAGCCCGUGCAUCAUAUUCGUUCUGCCGUUUUCGCUUCUUGCAAUGGUGGUGCUAUCUGAUGCAUUUCUGGGCUUUCCCCACCGACAAGAAGCCAAACUGGGAAAGAUCGCAUCUCUUGAGGGACACUUUCGUCACGAUCGGCAACCUGAUUGCGCCGUCCGUCUUCAUCGAGCACCACGUCCUUUCGAAUGCCUGCACGGUUUUCGAGCACUCGCUACAGCUCAUAAACAUUUAUGUCGACAAGCAGGCAGCGGGUCUGAUUCGGAUGUCUAUCCGAUACAACCAAGUUCGGAGGAUGCUGGUCAAUAUCAUCGACAGCAAUCACGUGAAUUUGUUCCUGCACCUCAAAACAGUCCCCCUGCUCUCUCACGUCGACGCCGGACAAGUCGCCAACCAGAGGCAUUCUGCGCGAGCAAGCAACAAAGAAUUGCACGACGAAGAUAUAGUUUCGCAUCAGAGGUGUCACGACUUGAGUCGGGUCGACAUCAAUCUUCCGAAUGCGUCACAGUACGGAGCUUGUCUGACGAUGCGGAUUUCAGUGACUUGCUCGACCGAAACGAUGAUCAAUAUGCUGUCCCGACUCAGCAGAAAGAUUGCGCAUCAUGGUGAAGUGGCCUAUUGCAAAGUGACGAACCGAGUUCCGAAGCAAGUGGGGUGGAGAAUUGACAACGAGAUCUCCGAUCUACCGCUUAGCCAACUCUCCUCGUUCGAGGUCCAGUAUGGACUGUACGCUCUAUUUUCCUGGAGCGACGAGAUAUCCGACCAGUUACACGACAGCGACUCACUGAAGAACGUGUUCUGUUUGAUAGUGUCCAUGGAGGCGAAGUCUCACCAUGCGCUCUACCGAACGAUCAAGGACAUAUUCAAAGCCGUCGAAAACGGAGCCAUUUUCUCUUUCGAGAGAGCGCUCCGAACGCUCUUCGCGAUCCACGACCAAUCCUUGAUCGAGCCGUCGGACGAAGAACAUUCUCACAUUCCAGGUACGGCAUACAUUCGGAGAAUUUUCAUAACACCGACGCGAAAGAUAUUCCGCUUCCCUGAGUUGCACACUCAGAACCGCAUAUUGAGAAACUUCGAGCCGGACUAUGCGAUUCGAGUUUGUUUCCGUGACGAUAAUUUGGAGAAAUUGACGUUCGCCAUCUUCAACAUGAAAACAAAAGAAAGUUUCCUCAAAGAAGUUGUAGGCCGGCAUCUCUGUGAAGGUCUGAAGAUCGGAUCUCGCAGAUACGACUUCGUCGCGGCUUCCUCGUCUCAGCUGAGGGAUCACGGUGUCUGGGUCUACGCAAGGGAUCAAUUCGGCUUCGAAGCCGAGACAAUUCGGGGUUGGAUGGGCGACUUCCAUGACAUCAACAACGUCGCAACACGCAUGGCGAGGAUGGGACAGUGCUUUUCGUCCACUCAAGAAACUGUCGAAAUUCUACCCGAGGAAGAACUCCAUUGGCGAGACAUCACUCAUUUCGAAAGCGUUCACCCCUUGUCAGGAAGACCGUAUUGUUUCUCGGACGGCUGUGGGAAGAUAUCCCAGGAGCUGAUGCAGCAGGUGUGGUGCACUCUCCCCCAUCACGCGAUGGAACUUCACCCCUCAGCGCUUCAAAUCCGCUACAGGGGUUGUAAAGGAAUGAUCUCUCUGGACACCACCCUACCGGGACGCAAGCUCGUUCUCCGAGAGUCGAUGAUAAAGUUCCAGUGCACCUCGCCCCGGAAACUCGAAGUGAUCAAGUGGUCUGCACCGAUGAAUAUGUUCCUGAACAGAUCCCUGAUCGCGAUACUCGAACACCACGGCAUAAGAACUGAUGUGUUUCUGAGACUUCAACUAGAAAUGAUUAUGCAAGUCGCGGAUUCUCUCGUGUGCGAAGCAUCAGCUCUCAGAGUGCUAACGAGUUUCGUAAAGACACCGGUGCCUUUCGCGGGUCUGGCAGAGGUCGGAUGGGAACUCGUCAGAGAUCCAUUCAUCAUUCAAAUGCUAUACGAUCUCUUGAAAAACGCUCUCGUCAACCUCAAAGUGAAAGCUAACGUUGCCAUUCCAGUGAACGAGGGCAGGAACAUGCUAGGUGUGGUUGACGAAACCGGAAUCCUCGACUACGGUCAAGUUUUCAUUCAGUUCACCGAGAUGCCGUAUACCGAUGUGAGCAACGCUCGAGUUCGAAUCGUUGAGGGUGAUGUGGUAAUCACCAAGUGCCCGUGUAUGCAUCCCGGGGACGUUCGAAGGCUUCGUGCUGUAGACGUCCCUCAAUUACGACACAUCAGAGACUGCGUCGUCUUCCCUUCGCGAGGCAAGGCACCGCAUCCUUUCGAAAUGUCUGGCAGCGACCUGGAUGGCGACGAAUACGUUUGCAUAUGGUCGGAGGAAUUGAUUUUCGAGCGCAAUGCUAUGCCGUACGUUUACGAUGAUAAGCCUUUCGGGGUGAACCCGUUCAAGCAUAACUCGGAUGAGACAAACUUCUUCUGUAAUUAUAUCGGCAACGACAUAAUCGGAAUAAUCUCCAACGCGCAUUUAGCUUGGGCGGAUCAAGCCGGUAUAGCGUCCGAGAAGUGCCUCGCGCUCGUGGGAAAGGCAUCGAAAGCCUUGGACUUUGCGAAGACUGGGGAUGCUGCUGAUCUCUAUCCGAACGAGAAGCCGGAGAAAUUUCCUGAUUUCAUGGAGAAAGGGGACCACAAGCAUUCCUACCAGUCGCAGAAAGCUCUAGGCAUUCUGUACCGAACCGUGAGACAGAUCAUGGCCGUCAACGACACGAUGCUCAGUAAAGGAAACAUCGCACCCCUUGAAGUUCCCGGCUGGCAAAUGUUCAGAGAACGCGCUCAGGCCGCGCUCCAGAGGUACAACGAACGGCUAGCGCACAUCAUGGAACAGCACGGUGUGGUAUCUGAGGGCGAGGUUUUUAGCGGCGUCAUCGGGACUGUGAAUACCUUCGAUGCCGUGAGCACAUCGUCCUUCCGGGCGGAAAAAGCGAAUAUUGCUCUUCUUAUCGAGAGGCAGAAAUGCGUUCUCAUGGAAGAGACGAAACAGCAAUUUCAAUGCGAGUUCGAGGAGGAUUGCGCAUUGUUCGGAGCGCGGACCGAGGAGGAUAGACACAUGAUCCGGAUUCAGAAAGCGUCAGCUUGGUACAUGGUCACCUAUACAGAGGACGCGGCGUACUUCAGCUUCCCAUGGUCGAUCGGUCACGCUCUUCUUGAAGCGAAAAGAUGGAUUCGUGACUUCAGCUCUCACGGAAAUCCUCGGGAGAGCAGCGAUUCGGUGGCCAGAAAUCGAAAUAUCUUGAUUCGAGUGGUGGACGAGUGUGCGAGCCAAGAAGGUGGACUGAGCUGGAGUUUGGAUCCACGACCCCAGGUCCGAUUUCACAUCAACCAGUGGUUAGGCGAAGUUGUGAAGAGCCGACCUGAACUGAACGAUUCGAUUUGUGACUUGUGCUACGCUCAAAUCUACGAGGCUUUUGUCCACGAAUGCGUAGAACCGAUGCAGCUCUCGACAGUUGGCGAGUACCUGGUGAGUCUCCUCACAUUCCUUGCAAGCGGUAGAUGCACGUACCCCAAGCUCUGUGACCGAAAAGCCUGCCGGAGAUUUUUCGGGAGCGACUGUCCCCUACUCACGGUGGAAGCGUCGAAAGCGUACGUUCGUUUCGCCAUCAAUAAGGAUGCUUGUUUCUUCGGUUUCCGAUGCAACCAGAAAACUCAUCGAGCGUCAACGAUCAUUGUUGACGCGCCGCCGGAGAAGCUGAACAUUAGUGAGACAUUUUGGCGUUUCCUGAGGAGCGACCGCACCCGGAGAUGUCAAGAUCAUCUGAAGAAAUGGACCGGAGUUCCCUAUAUCACAGUUCGCUAUCAACGACACAAAACGCGACGAUACAUACCGUCGAUGCUCCCGGCGAACAUGUCGAUCCUGCAGCUGAGACUCGCCGCGUUCCCUAACUCAAACCUCUACAAUAUGCCGGGAACUUUCACCAUGAGCAACACUUACUCGAUGAAAGUUCAUUACUGCGGAACAGACGUACAGAUAUUCGCUAUGCAACAAUGUCUGCGCAAUGAGAACUUCCAAGCAGCCAUUCUUGAGGGGAACUACACAUUACUGAAGCAGUAA